GCACUACCCACAUUGCACAGGCCCUACCCACAUUGCACAGGCCCUACCCACAUUACACGGGCCAUAGCAACAUUGCACAGGCCCUACCCACAUUGCACAGGCCCUACCCACAUUGCACAGGCCCUACCCACAUUGCACAGGCCCUACCCACAUUGCACCGGACCUACCCACAUUGCACAGGCCCUACCGACCUUGUAUUAA
Messenger RNA from Lottia gigantea (owl limpet), 201 nucleotides. RefSeq lists its product as hypothetical. The annotation marks the transcript as partial. The record is from RefSeq and is a predicted model, not a curated record. NCBI's taxonomy places the organism in Eukaryota, Metazoa, Mollusca, Gastropoda, Lottiidae. The transcript has a single exon.